CAUGUGGGCAGUUUGGUCCGGACCAGCACCAGACUUCUGUGACGAUCCGGUCGGCCAUGUGAUUUUCGAUACUUUCAACCCUCUCAUGAUGGGCGGCGCGGCGGUUCUGCCCCAUUCCCAGUAUCCUCUCUAUCCCCCUUUCUCUCUCCCCACCACCACCACCUGAACGCCGACCAAAUCAUCAAGCGCGAUUGAGAAUAGUGGAGGGGGAACAUUCAAACGAAGCAAAGCAAAGAUCAUAUGCUUCUGGUCUUUCUCCUCAAUCUCAGGGAGGGUUGGUUGCAAGCAAAGGGGUGUUGGGAUCUUGAGGGCUGCUUUUCUUGCCCUCAAGAUGAGCUACGGGAGCAGCUCACUUGCUUCUGUGCAUUGAAGUUGGUUAGUGCAGGUGCUAAGACUGCUGCAAGGCCUUUUGAGUAUGGAAGGACCCAUGUGGUCAGACCAAAAGGAAGGCACCAGGCCACUAUAGUGUGGCUUCAUGGCUUAGGUGACAAUGGAGCAAGCUGGUCCCAACUCCUGGAGACCCUUCCUCUUCCCAAUAUUAAGUGGAUAUGUCCAACAGCCCCUACUCGACCUGUAGCUGUCUUUGGUGGAUUCCCUUGCACUGCAUGGUUUGAUGUUGGGGACCUGUCGGAAGAUGGACCUGAUGAUGUUGAGGGAAUGGAUGCUUCAGCUGCACAUGUUGCAAACCUGUUAUCAACAGAGCCUGCUGAUAUCAAGAUUGGUGUCGGUGGCUUUAGCAUGGGUGCUGCUACUGCACUCUAUUCUGCUACUUGUUUUGCUUAUGGAAAAUAUGGAAAUGGCAAUCCUUACCCGGUCAACUUAAGUGCAAUUGUUGGUCUAAGUGGCUGGCUUCCUUGUUCUAGGAGCUUGAAGAACAAGGUGGAAAGCUCUCAAGUGGCUUCAAGACGAGCUGCCGCCUUGCCACUUUUGCUUUGUCAUGGAAGAGGGGACGAAGUUGUGCUUUAUAAACAUGGAGAGAAAUCUGCUGAGGUGCUGAGAUCUAAUUUUCAGAAUCUUACUUUCAAAACUUACAAUGGGCUCGGCCACUACACAAUUCCUGAAGAGAUGGAAGAUGUCUGCAAGUGGCUUACCGCCACCUUGGGGCUUGAUGGAUCUUGCUCAUAAGUGCAUCCAUCUUUGAUUUUGGAUAAUACUGUGGAAUGGGGAAAGCAAAGAUAUUCUAUAGCUGUAAUGAAUAGAUUAAAUUAUGGAUAAUAUUAGAUGUGUUUGGGGCAUAUGAUAUAGCUGCUUUCGGUCAUCCUAGCAUCUUCUGGUCCUGCAUUUUAUUUGGAAACUUUGUCUAUAUGCACGCUCAUAAACAUUAGUGGUUGGAUGGCAUUGGUAUGGGUAUCCUUUAAACAUCGCAUAAUUCAAUUUCCCUUUCUGAGAAUAG
Messenger RNA from Elaeis guineensis (African oil palm), 1393 nucleotides. RefSeq lists its product as uncharacterized. Gene Ontology annotation, molecular function: hydrolase activity. Lineage: Eukaryota; Viridiplantae; Streptophyta; Magnoliopsida; Arecales; Arecaceae. The record is from RefSeq and is a predicted model, not a curated record.